CCCUCGGACCGGGUAAGCUCCGUUCCGAGGGUCCAGAAAGUCGAUUCCUCUAUCCCUAUCACUCUCAACUCUCAGAUGGCCUCCAGAACCCUCCGACUCUCCAUCUUACGCUCUCUCCCGAUAUUCUCUCGCCGUUGCCUAAAACCAAGUUCAUCCCAAUGGCAGUCCACACGUCAAGCCUUCCCAAUCGGUAGAAGACACUACGCCGUUUCGUCGUUUUAUAACCACGACAUAGCAGGGUUAUCUGAAGAUGAAGCUUCUUUUAGAGAAGCCGUCACGGAAUUCGCUCAAAAAGACGUAGCACCGAGGGCUGCUGAUAUUGAUAGAGAGAAUGUGUUUCCAAAGGAACUAUACCCAUCCAUGGGCGAAAUGGGCCUUCUCGGAAUCACUGUUUCACCAGAUUACACUGGCUUAGGCCUCGGUUACUUCCACCAUCUACUUGCUAUGGAAGCCUUAUCGACCGCUUCGGGUAGUGUCGCACUCUCCUACGGUGCUCAUUCCAAUCUCUGUGUGAAUCAGAUACAUAGGUGGGGGACCGAAGCUCAGAAGAAAAAAUACCUCCCACCACUUAUAUCAGGAGAACACAUAGGAGCACUAGCUAUGAGCGAACCUGGAAGUGGGAGCGAUGUUGUGAGUAUGAAGCUUAAAGCGGAGAAAGUGGAUGGUGGUGGGUACAAGUUGAAUGGGAAUAAGUUUUGGAUAACAAACGGACCAAUCGCAAACACCUUGGUCGUAUACGCCAAAACCGAACCAGAGAGGGGAUCUAAAGGCAUUACGGCGUUUAUCGUGGAGAACACUUUCGCUGGUUUCUCAUCUGGGAAGAAGCUAGAUAAGUUUGGGAUGAGAGGGAGUGAUACGUCUGAGUUGAUAUUUGAAGAUUGUUUCGUUCCGGAAGAAAAUGUAUUGGGUGAAGUGAAUCGAGGAGCUGCGGUUCUUAUGUCUGGGUUGGAUUUGGAACGGUUGGUGUUGAGUGGUGGACCCCUUGGGUUGAUGCAGGCGGCAUUCGAUUUCGCUGUGGAGUAUGUUCAUGACCGAAAACAGUUUGGUCAACCUAUUGGGACGUUCCAGCUUAUGCAAGGAAAGAUAGCGGAUAUGUAUACCAAGAUGAACGCUAGUCGAUCCUAUGUCUAUGCUGUUGCGAGAGCUUGUGAUAAUGGGAAGAUCAGUCGACGGGACUGUGCCGGUGCUAUCUUGUAUUCGACUGAAAAAGCUGUGGAGGUUGCGUUGGAAGGGAUGCAAUGUCUUGGUGGGAAUGGGUAUAUCAAUGACUAUCCUAUGGGUCGGAUUCUGCGAGAUUCGAGGUUGUAUACAGUUGGAGCUGGAUCGCAGGAGAUCAGGAGGAUGUUGAUUGGGAGAGAGUUCAAUGAGGAGUUUAAGGAUUCUGGGUUGUCGUAGUUUGUAGAAGGGUGAUAGUCAAUUUGAUUAUUAGUACAUACUUGAUAGCAAUCCAGCAGCAGAAGCACAAUUUACUAGUGGCA
Marasmius oreades (fairy-ring Marasmius) is the source of this 1478-nucleotide messenger RNA. RefSeq lists its product as uncharacterized. The record is from RefSeq and is a predicted model, not a curated record. The transcript is spliced from 10 exons. NCBI's taxonomy places the organism in Eukaryota, Fungi, Basidiomycota, Agaricomycetes, Agaricales, Marasmiaceae. Gene Ontology annotation, molecular function: 3-methylbutanoyl-CoA dehydrogenase activity; flavin adenine dinucleotide binding. Gene Ontology annotation, biological process: L-leucine catabolic process. Bases 76 to 1395 code for a protein of 439 amino acids.